This is a messenger RNA of Tigriopus californicus, 3877 nucleotides long. Its product is annotated as sphingomyelin phosphodiesterase-like. Gene Ontology annotation, cellular component: lysosome. The record is from RefSeq and is a predicted model, not a curated record. The transcript has 7 exons. Lineage: Eukaryota; Metazoa; Arthropoda; Copepoda; Harpacticoida; Harpacticidae. Gene Ontology annotation, molecular function: acid sphingomyelin phosphodiesterase activity. Bases 34 to 1833 code for a protein of 599 amino acids. Gene Ontology annotation, biological process: sphingomyelin catabolic process; ceramide biosynthetic process.
ACAACGAGCCUUCACAUCAGUUGAAAGUCGGCCAUGGGGCAGCAAACAUCUCCUAGUGGGUUGUCAUUCGUUCUUGUACUAGUUGUCUGCUCCCUAUUGCCACUGCAUCAUGUUCAAGGGAAACCUAAUCUUCUUCGAAAUUUAGGAGAUAAAGACACCAUUCAGGAGUCUCAUCCCAAUGCCUUGACCACGGGAUUUCGGUGCAUGGUUUGCCAUUGGGGAGCAGCCUUGAUGGUGGAUUAUGAGCGAGCAGGAAGGUCCAAAGAAGAAUUCCUCUCUAUCACGGCCAGAUUGUGCAGCUUCUUCGGUAUUCAUGGAAAAGAUAUUUGCCACGGAAUGGUUCACAAUGUAGGUGAGCAAAUGUUCCACAUUAUGCAAGAAGGAAAUGGGACGAUUCACGCUUGGGAUAUUUGCGCUUUGGUCGAAGAAGGGCAAUGUACUGGUCACAGUAAAAGGAUUAACAAUUGGUCCUUGAAGAUCCCCGAUUUGAAUCGGCCGCAGCAAGCGCUAGUUCCUCGUUAUCCUGUAAAACCAGUGAAAACACAAAAGAUCUUACAUCUUUCCGAUCCUCACGUUCAAAGAGACUACCAAAUAGGAGCAAACGCGGAAUGUGGUGAACCGGUUUGUUGCGCUAGAAUCAAUGGAUACCCUGUGAAUAGAAAGCUAGCUGCGGAUAAACUUGGCGACUACAGAUGUGAUCUUCCUCCGUGGACCUUGGAUGCGUUCAUGAAUGAAAUUCGCCAACGCCACCCUGACAUUGAUUACAUUUUCGUGACUGGAGAUUACCCUGCACAUGAUGUUUGGCGCCAAAAUCGCACUGGUAACUUGGAGAGCACCAAAGUAGUGGUGAACGUAAUCCAAAAGCAUUUUCCAAAUACUCCUGUCUUUCCAACCAUUGGAAAUCACGAGGCUUUUCCCGUAAACAUGUUUCCCGAUAUCAAUGAAACAGGUCGCUAUAAUCCUGGAUGGCUCUAUGCCAAUCUGGCAAAGUUUUACAAGGAUUGGCUUCCAGGCAAGAUCCAGCAAAAGACCAUUAAACGCGGGGGCUAUUACUCUACGCAUAUUCGACCAGGGGUUAAGUUGAUCUCUGUGAACACCAAUGUCUGCAAUAAUUUCAAUUUCUGGCUCCUCCUGGAUUUCAACGACCCCAUUGGCCAUUUGCAUUGGAUUUACAAGGAACUUCAUAAAGCCGAACUAAACAAGGAAAAGGUGUUCAUUAUUGGUCACAUUCCACCUGGAACCAAAUCAUGCUACAAUCAAUGGGCACACGAGUAUGGAAGAAUUGUCCACAGAUUUAACAACACAAUUCUCGGACAGUUUUUUGGUCACACUCACUUUGACGAAUUUGAGAUCUUCCAUAACGGACGCACUCCCAUCAGCAUGGCCUACCUUGCUCCAAGCUUGACUCCUGGAGGGGGGCUUAACCCUGCUUAUCGAAUCUACGAGAUUGAUGGGAAUCACAACGAUAGUACAAACCUCAUCCUGGAUCAUUCUACCUCAUACUUUGACUUGCAAGCAAGUAUCCAAGCUUCAUCCCUAGUCCACGUCGAGGAGUAUUCUGCCAAAAAAGACUUUCACCUCCAUGACUUGUCGCCACAAUCCUGGAGAGACCUAGUUUUCAGAAUGGCGGAAGAUGAAGCCUUGUUCAAGAAAUUUCUAGCCUACUUCUUUCGUUUUGGUCCCGCUUUAGCCAAUCCAUGUGGCGUUAGCUGUCAAAAAGAAAUCCUUUGUCAGCUGUCGACGGGCGCCUCCGGUGAUCAGAGCUUCUGUUUACGGUUAGAGCAGAUGGUUGAUAAAAGAAGCAAUUCGAUUUGGAGCUGGAUUUGGAGCUGAGCAUGAUAAUUAAAAGGCCUCUCCAAAUUUAACAGUGAAGGCUUUGAUGACGGGUGUUACUGAUAAACUCUCUAUAUUUAUAUGUACUGAUUUCGUUUGUUCAAGAUUUAAUUGAUAUUUAACAUGGUGGUAAAUGUGCCGUCCAAAUCGUCGCUCACACGUUUGAUCUUCAUUUUCUCGCACAAAAGAUCCUCCUCGACUUGAUCGAUGCGAACGUUCAUCCGUUGGAUGUUUUUUAAAGCGUUCUCCUCCCGAUUCUCAGCAGUUUUGAGUGACUCAGCCAGAGAUCGCAUUUGGUUUUGAUAGUUUUCCUCCCUUUUUAAGGCUUUUUCCUCGGAUACCUCCAAUUGCUGAAGGUUUUGCCCAACCAACCGCAGUUCUUCCUCCAAAUCCACGAUCUUCUUUUCCCCCAAUGUACACCGUUCAUUGCUUCUCUCCAAUUCACCUUAAAAGUGCAAAAUUAUGCAAUGAUUCUGAGAUAAAAAAGUCAUGUUAGCAAAAUGAAAAAUAGGGAGUGGCUUGAUAUACUUUUUUCAAAAAGAGAUAUCAAGUUUUUCCUGAAAUAUAAUGGGCGCAAUUAGAAAAAUAAAUGGCAAAUUACCGAAAGUUAUGAAGAAAUAGUUUCUGACUCUGGUUUGGUUCUCAAGGUAUUUGCCUUUUUCUCUCUCAUUUUCUUUUUUUAUAUAUAUUUUCUUUGAGGUGGCGGGGGGAGUAAUUUUUUACGGGGAAUGCAAUCGCCGGUACUAUUAUAGUGAAAGGUUAUAAUUCGUCUAUCUCUUACCUUUUAAUCAUUAUAUUUUAUUUGGUCUACCAACGAAUUUGAGUUGACAGAUUGAGCUAGUCCUUGAAUAUUAUAGGGUUGAUCUGGAAUGCUCCUAAAAAAUUGUCCAAGUCGGACUUGAAAGAUGCUACCGAAUCAAUAAGGCCUACGUAUUCCCUACGAAUAUUAGAGGGAAGCAAAUUGAACACUGAAGGAGCCCGAAAAAGAAGAGAAGUGGACUUCAUUGUUCGAAUUAGCCUGGAAUCUUCGCCAUUAAAAACUAACUUGGCCUCUAAUUGCCAAUGGCUUUACCAUCCAACUCAAAAGGCCCAACAGGGUGUUUCAUCUUUCUCUUAGAGUUUGCAUAAGAGAAAAAACCCUUUGCACUCUAUCUAACAUCCUGGAUCAUUCUGCUCUCUGUUUUCAUUCAACUAGUCGUUUUCGAUGGAGGCCUUAAUCUUACCCAGAAUCAAGCCCAACUUUUUUUGGAGACUAGCCAAAACUACUGGAUUCAAACUGCUUUGAAGCCUUUUUUGCUAGUUUGCAACUCUUUUUGAACAAAGUCUUCCUAUAUUUUGGAAUUUGUGUUCGUGUCCCACCUUUCGGAACACAUUCAGAGAUUGCUAGAUUGGAGCAAACUUCCUCAAAAACUGAGAUUGAUUUUUUAUGGCUGCACCAAUGGACGAUUAAUGUUUUAGAAUUAAACCAGGUAUAGUUCUUGUAAUCUUGUAUGUAUGAUAGUUGGCCUGAAUUUUGAUACAUCGUUUAGGAUAUUUUUUAAAGGACCACUGCAGCAGCGGAAUUGUACCGUAUUAAAAAGUGCAGGCAUUCUUCUGAUUCGAAACAUAAACAGCAAAGUAUGUUGUAUCGGGAUGGAUCCCUUUGUGAAGCUGAAAACAAACCUCAUUAGGGGAUUACGUUCAAUCUCUAUUUAAUCCUUGAUUUUUGCCCCUCUCGAGAGACGAAUCUAAACGAAUUGUGGACAUUUUACCACUCUGCUUUUUCUUUCAAACGUUAGUUUUGAUGCAUGAACUAUUGGAUCUCUUGUUUUAAACCAUGAACCAUUGGAAUAUGGACGAGAUUGUUAGGUUGUAUACAAUAAACAAUUUGGAGGCGAGUGAAUUCAGGCUUUGCCUUCAGGCGAGGCUGGUCCCAGAUUAAAGCAAUCACGUAUUUCAAAUGUCUGCUCAAUAGAAUGGCUAGGUCAAAAAAUUAUGAGGGCUACUCCAUUCAGUCUUGAAAGCGUUAUUUGUGAGUUUUAAGAUGGCAGUACUUUUGAUCCAG